AUGUGUGGUAAAGCGUUUACAUAUGCAAAUAAACCAACAUUGGAUAGAAUCGAUAAUGAAAAACCACAUACCAAAGAAAAUUGUCAGUUAAUGUGUUGUUAUUGCAAUGUCGUGAAAUCAAAUAAAGAUGAAGAUGUUCAACGUUUAAGAAUCAAUUUAAGAAAUUAUGCAUUAAAAAAUAAUUUACCAAUGACUUUAGAUUCAGUUGAAGCUUAUCACAUUCUCCGUAAUGGAAUUACUGGUGGUUUAUCAAAUGUUCAACAUAGAGUAAAUCUUAAAGGAAUCACGCACAUUAAUAAACUUUCAUAUAAUCCAGAAACUAAAACUGUAUCAAAUGAGGACACCACCAACAUCAUGACUCAUUUCGUUGGAGUUGACUUUAAUUCAUUAUAUCCUUCAUCAUUUUCAUCUAAUCCUCAUGAUUUCAUUCAAUAUACUGACCAUAAAAUGUAUAUGCCGGGAAGAUUGAAUGGUGUUAUCAUUUGUGAUACAGCAACAAAGAAAGCAAAAGCACUGGGAAUAAUUAAGAAGAAAAAUACUUUAUUCGUGGCUGAAGUAAAGGGUCACAUUGAUGAAAAAUACAUUAAUGAUUACAUAAACUUUUUACCGAUAAUAAGAAACUUAGAUAUUAUCACAGAUGAAAAAACAAUUGGCAGUUUUAUGUAUAAUUACAUGAAAUCAAACAAUCUACCAGUUGACCAGAAACAGAGGAAAUUAACUCAGUUAGCAUCAACAUACAACCAAUAUCAACCAUUUUCUUCUUAUUAUCUUGGUAUCUAA
Molecule: messenger RNA, 780 nt
Organism: Trichomonas vaginalis G3
Lineage: Eukaryota; Parabasalia; Trichomonadida; Trichomonadidae
Product: DNA/RNA polymerase superfamily
Exons: 1
Coding region: 1-780 (259 amino acids)
Source: RefSeq, a predicted model, not a curated record